UCAGAUAGCGACAGAUCUACGGCUGUCGCGCUCCGCAUAGCUCCCAUGGUGAAGGCAAGAGAGUUGGUGGAGGAGCAAAAGGCGGCGAUGGAGGAAGAGGAAGUGCUGAAUGCAGAGGUGGUGGAGGAGCAGGAGGGGCCCGAGGAAGCGGCUAACAGCAGCAGCAGCAGCAGCAAAAAGAAAAAGAUAGUUCCGGGUAUUGUGUACUUGGGCCACGUCCCGCCGCGAUUCCGGCCCCUGCACGUACGCAACCUGCUCAGCGCCUACGGCGAGGUGGGACGCGUUUUCUUCCAGGCCGAGGACCGCUUUGUGAAACGCAAAAAGAAGGCAGCCGCGGCCGCAGGAGGAAAGAAGGGAGCUAAAUAUAGCAAGGACUAUACGGAAGGCUGGGUGGAGUUCCGAGACAAGCGCAUAGCCAAGCGAGUGGCAGCCAGUCUACAUAAUACGCCCAUGGGCGCCCGAAAGCUCAGUCCCUUCCGUUAUGACCUGUGGAACCUCAAGUAUUUGCAUCGUUUUACUUGGUCCCACCUCAGUGAACACCUUGCUUUUGAGCGCCAGGUACGAAGGCAACGCCUGAGAGCAGAAGUCGCCCAAGCAAAGCGAGAGACUGACUUCUAUCUUCGAAAUGUAGAACAGGGACAACGCUUCCUUGCAGCUGAUGGGGAUGCUACUCGACCAAAUAGCUCCUGGACAUUUACUCAGCGUCCUACUGAGCAGGAGCUGAGGGACCGGAAAGCAGCACGGCCAGGAGGGCGGGAACGAGCUCAGCUGGCUACCAUCCAGGACCAGGCCCGAUCCAACCGAGGGCUCCUUGCCAGGAUCUUUGGAGCCCCUCUACCUGCAGAGAGCAAGGAAGAACCAUAGCCAGUAAGGGACUUCUGAUGGAAGAAGAAACCAGUUCUGCCCCCUUCUGAUCUGUCUCCUGCACAGUGUAACCAUCUAGGCAGAUGUUUUCUCUAUUCCACAAACCAAGAGUCUGGUAAAAGGCCUUUUUUGUUGGUGUCUUUUACCUACUUUGACCAAAUCCUGUAAGUGCCAGACUGAGAACCUUACUCGUCCUAUCCAGGAUAAAGACCACUGUAGGUGCCUUUUGCAUUUUGUUUGAUUUCUGAUUGCCUGCCUCUUUCUCAGUGGGCACCUGAUAGUUUCUGGCUGGAAGAGUGGACUUACCUUCCAUUAGGGUAGUGGUCUGUGGUGUUUGUUCACUGUGGUGGGGGGCUGACUUAACAGGAAUUGGAUUAGUGGUCCAAUUUGAGGUUUAUAUUUGAAAGUAAAAAAUAAUUUAUUUUUAUAUGUUUUUUAGUUUUUCAUUCAGUAAGUUUCAACUUCUUUUGAAGCCACACAUGCCUCUCAAGUUACUUUAGCACAGGUAUGAUUCUUCUCCACCCAUGAAACUCAGUUACUCGAGAGAUACACUCCCAAUGCUCCUGUAUUAGUCAGGGUUCUCUAGAAUCACAGAACUUAUGGGUAGUCUCUACGUAGUAAGGGAAUGUGUUGAUGACUUACAGUCUGUAGUCCAACUCCCCAUCAAUGGUCAGCAGUAGCCGUGAAUGUAAGUCCAAGGCCCUAGCAGUUGCUCAGUCCCACAAGGCAAGCAGGCGAAGAAGAGUCUUCCUUUUUCCAGUGUCCUUAUGUAGAUCUCCAGCAGAAGGCAUGGCCCAGAUUAAAGAUGUGUACCACCA
Molecule: messenger RNA, 1682 nt
Organism: Grammomys surdaster
Lineage: Eukaryota; Metazoa; Chordata; Mammalia; Rodentia; Muridae
Gene: Abt1
Product: activator of basal transcription 1
Exons: 3
Coding region: 46-864 (272 amino acids)
Biological process (GO): endonucleolytic cleavage in 5'-ETS of tricistronic rRNA transcript (SSU-rRNA, 5.8S rRNA, LSU-rRNA); small-subunit processome assembly; endonucleolytic cleavage to generate mature 5'-end of SSU-rRNA from (SSU-rRNA, 5.8S rRNA, LSU-rRNA)
Cellular component (GO): nucleolus
Molecular function (GO): RNA binding
Source: RefSeq, a predicted model, not a curated record